This is a messenger RNA of Closterium sp. NIES-65, 1770 nucleotides long. The record is from the annotation of a GenBank genome assembly. Lineage: Eukaryota; Viridiplantae; Streptophyta; Zygnematophyceae; Desmidiales; Closteriaceae.
AUGGCUGGAAACGUGGGGAUUGCUGUUAACGGGUCGGCCAACAGCGAGGACAAGGAUGUGCAUGGCGACGCGAGCGAGGACGAGCUGCACGAGCGCAUCGCGCGGGCAGUGAAGAAACCGUGCGCGCGUUUCAUACGCGUUAUCCAGCUCACCACCGCCAUAGCCCUCGAGGCUGAGGCGACCGCCGCCAACUACGCUCGAACCAUGACACUCCACAUCGACCCAGACGAUCCCGACACGCCGUCAUCUGCGCAUAUCCUCGCCUCCGCCUAUCCGCACCUCCGCGGACUCCGCCGCCUGGAGCUGGCGAAGUUAGAUUCUUUGCAAUCCCUGCCUGACUCCAUCGGCCUCUUAUCAACCCUCCAUCUGCGCGACAUCAAUGCCGCCUCUCUCCCUGACUCCUCCGCCCACCUCUCCUCUCUCAAACGCCUCCAUCUCUCCCACCUCUCGCACAUGCCCUCGCUCCCUGCCUGCGUUGGAAAGCUGCCAUCGCUGCAAGAAAUGGAAACCAAGUUUUGCGCUCGCUUGACUGCUCUCCCGCCAUCGCUCGCUGCCCUCUCCUCCCUCACUGCUCUCACCAUUCAGCACUGCGAGUCUUUUGCCUCCUUACCGGAGGAUAUCGGUGACGUUCCCCGCCUCGCAUCCCUAGUCCUCGACAACCUCCCCUCCCUUGCCGCAAUUCCGGACUCUCUCGCUCUCCUCUCCUCCCUAACGCACCUUCACGCAGCGCAUUGUCAGGAUCUAGUGUCGCUGCCAGCGUCUUUCGCGGGACUGUCCUCUCUCUCUCGCCUGCAGCUUCUCGAAUGCUCCUUGGAGUUGCUGCCCGAAGAUUUCGGGCAGCUGCCCGCGCUGACGGAGUUGCAUCUGAGCCAAAUUGCGUGCGACCUGCCCGAUUCGUUUGGGCAGCAGUUGCUGAAGCUGAGGCGUCUCACUAUUACUGCUUAUAUCGACCCCUCUCGGCCUUCACCCCAGCCCUCCUCUCCCCACCCCCUCCCAUCCCUCCGCCGCCUCCUCAUCCUCAAAUUCCCCCCUCUCUCCUCCCUCCCUUCCGGUCUCCACCUCCCCUCCCUACUCCACCUAGACAUCCGUGACUGUGUCAAAUUCACCAGCCUCCCUCCCUCUCCCUCGCCCUCGCCCUUCCCACCCACCCUGCAAGUCCUAAUCCUGUCCCACAUGCUAAGGGACACCGGAGACAUGCAGCAGGCCAUCUCUCACCUCUCCUCCCUCCAGCACAAACUCAGAAUUCUAACCCUCCACACCCUCCCCUCACUCUCCCCCCUCCCUCACUCAAUCACAGCCCUCUCUCACCUCCAGCGCCUGCAUCUCAGCUGCAUGGAAUUUUUCAACCUGCCCGAGGACCUCGGGCAGAUGCAAGGGCUGCGUGUACUAACCAUAGACACCGCGCCGAAGCUAUCAACGCUCCCCGCCUCCCUCACCCUCCUCACCUCCCUGCAGCACCUCAUGGUCUCUGACUGUGACACAUUCUCCUCUCUACCAGAAGCAGGAUUCGGCAAUCUUGCCUCUCUCAAUUCUCUCACGCUCAACAACCUGCCGCUGCUGCUCAAGCUGCCUGCGGCUGUCUCACACCUGGCUUCGCUACAGGUGCUGGAAGUGCAGGAGUGCAAAACAUUCAGCGAACCGCCCGAAGGGUUGGGGAGUGCGAGGAGUUUGCGCGAUGUGUAUCUGGAGAGGUACAGCCAGUUGGAGGAUUUGCCGGUGGCGCUGCUAAAGCAGCCAGAGCGGAUUCAGGUGAAUGUGAGAGAUUUAUGA